Molecule: messenger RNA, 879 nt
Organism: Uloborus diversus
Lineage: Eukaryota; Metazoa; Arthropoda; Arachnida; Araneae; Uloboridae
Product: cilia- and flagella-associated protein 298-like
Biological process (GO): regulation of cilium movement
Source: RefSeq, a predicted model, not a curated record
AAAUUGAUGAAAUGUCCAAGUAUGGAGUCAGCCUACCAACAGACAUGCAAGGUUUAACAUCAACUCAAAUAUCUGAUCUGAAAUUAAACGAUUUAUGGGCUGAAAAGCACUUAUCUCCCAGUGAUUACAUUCUCAGGUUGGAUCCUAUGGGUAAACGAAAUGGCAAAGCUCCUUUGGAAAAGUAUGCUGAUGUUUUGACAAAAACUACAGCUGAGUGCAAAGCAAGGAUUUCAAAAAAACUCAUUGAUUCUAACAUAUGCCUAUCCUAUGCUGAUAUUCAAGAAUGUUUGGAUAUAUUACGUGGUGCUGUGACAAUUACUUACCCAAUGGGUCUUCCAACAUAUGAAGUGAUUUGGAUGGAAUUAGAAGGCAAAGAAGAUCUAUCUGGUACACAGGCUAGUAAAGAAAUUCUAGAAGUUAAAAACACAGACCUUUGGUGUUGUAAUAAGCAGUUAGAGGCCAAUAAAAUUUUAAGUGAUUACAUUGGAAAAAAUGAGAAAAGUAAACUUAUUGUCAAAUUACAGAAGAAAGGGCUAGGUGCACCUGCAAGAGAGCCUGCUCUGACUGAACAACAAAGGAAAGACCUCAUGCUUGCAGAGCAUCGUAGAAGAGAAGAACUGAAGAAGCUAGAAAUGGACGAUGAUGAUUCCCACUUGGAUUCACAAUGGGCAGACAAUGAUCAAUUAAAGAAAUGUUUUCAUGGAUUAAGCAAAAUAAAGUUCAAAUGAAACUUUGCUUUUUACAGAUGAGUGACUGAACACACUAAUAAUUUUGGAUUGUUUGUAAAUAUCUUUAUUUGUAUUGUUUUAUAUUUUCCUGCUAUUUAAUUCCAAACAUUGCAUUUAAUGUCGUAAUUAAAGAAAAGUUUCUUCAUACUUA